UGCGUACGCAGGGUUUAGCAACACUCCUCGGUUCCUUGCUUCGAAUCGGCAUUGAAAUCAGAAAAAUUUCCCACCGUACUCAGAUCAGUAGUCUGCCGGGUUAUGCUUUAGAGAAAUGGGUUUCGGUGCCAUCAGAGCGAUUGUCCGUCCUCUUUCGAGAUCCCUGGUUUCGCGCGCCGUCUCUAGCUGCUCGACGACGCCGUUUCGUGCGGCGUCUCCGGCCGUGAAGCCCGAGUUUUCCUGCGUUUUCGGUGGAUCAACUCUACCGAAUUCGCUAUGGAUUCCGGUGGUUAACCAUCUCCAUAGCUUGACUGAUACCCGGCACCCGAAGAGGCGACCCAUGUUUAAUCCCAAGAGAAAAAGAGCCAGCUUGAAACCUCCAGGGCCAUAUGCAUGGGUCCAAUAUGUGCCGGGCCAACCAAUCUCUCCUAACAAUCCCAACGAAGGAAGUACCAAAAGGAGGAACGAAAAGAAGCGCAUGAGGCUGCGUCGCGCCUUUAUACUGGCGGAGAAAAAGAAGAGGAAAGCGCAGAUGCAGGAGGCGAACAGGAAGAAGAAGAUAAAGCAGGUGGAGCGGAAGAUGGCAGCGGUGGCGAGGGAACGGGCGUGGUCUGAGAGACUUGCUGAGCUUCAGCGGCUCGAGGAAGAGAAGAAGAAAUCCAUGGCUUCAUGAAACGUUUCAGUGAAAACCCACUUAUAAAUUGCAUUAAAGGAUUUGUCCCUCUCGUCUUUUUUGCUUGUGGUAGUGGAAGAUCGAGAAAGACUCAGACGUUUGGUUCAGGUUUUUCUGUUUGUACUGUGAGAUUGCUCGCAAGGUUAUGUCCGCGAGUGCCUCGACCUUCUCUUUCUUCUUGAAAAAGAAUCUGCUUAAAACUGUUAAAAUUCAAA
Messenger RNA from Tarenaya hassleriana, 888 nucleotides. RefSeq lists its product as uncharacterized. The coding region runs from base 116 to 673 and encodes 185 amino acids. The transcript is spliced from 3 exons. Lineage: Eukaryota; Viridiplantae; Streptophyta; Magnoliopsida; Brassicales; Cleomaceae. Gene Ontology annotation, cellular component: mitochondrion. The record is from RefSeq and is a predicted model, not a curated record.